Messenger RNA from Linum tenue, 792 nucleotides. Lineage: Eukaryota; Viridiplantae; Streptophyta; Magnoliopsida; Malpighiales; Linaceae. The record is from the annotation of a GenBank genome assembly.
AUGAAGAGUCGUAAUCAUACAUUGUUUGGCAGGAUGCUCUUCCUCUUCAUGAUCACGUUGUUUGUGCCGGUGGUACAUUCAGCUGGUUCGCCGUCUCUUAGAAUAGGCUUCUAUAGACGAUCUUGUCCAGCCGCCGAAUCCAUCGUCAGAAGAAUCGUGAGAAGGACGGUGUCUCAAAAUCCCGGCAUUGGUGCAGGACUCAUUAGGUUGCACUUUCACGACUACUUCGUCCGGGGUUGUGAUGGUUCAGUGUUGCUGAAAUCCCUCCCAAGUGGCCCGAAAGCAGAGAGAGACCACCCGGAUAUUUUGAGAGGGUUCAACAUCGCGAGAGCCAAAAGAAGAAUCGAACGUGUCUGCCCUAACACCGUCUCGUGCACCGACAUCCUCGCUUUCGCCACCAGGGACAGCUCCCAGAUACUCGGACGCAUCAACUACCCUGUCCCCGCUGGCCGCCGUGAUGGCAUCGUCUCCAGCUUCAACGAGGUCACGCAAAACCUCCCUUCCCCGAGACUCACGGCCGACCAGCUUAUUCAAAACUUCGCCAGGAAAGGGUUGUCGGCGGACGAGAUGGUGACGCUCUCCGGUGCGCAUUCCAUCGGCAGGUCCCGCUGUUCCUCGUUCUUGGCGGAGAGCCCGGCGACAAGGGGGUACGUGGAUGUGAACGCCAGGUACGGUGUGGCGUGGACAGUCUUUUAUCAACGUGGGUGCUCUAACUCCGGCUGGUACGGAAGACUGAAUCAUGUUCUUUAUAUGAUGAAACGUUCAAUAUUGUUCCUUUCUUACGAUUGGUGA